AUGACUAUCACCCUAGAUAGAUUGCCUUUCGAUGUUUUAUUCUACAUUGCGUCCAUCCUAAAAUUCGACGAUAUUAUUAACUUAAGCCAUUCAUGCCGCCAGCUAAAACUUCUUCUGAACGAGAGUACGCUAUGCCGAAAGACUAUCGAGACACACGCCCCUUACAGCAAGGAAGCAAGGCUCGCUCAAGAUCGUCACAUAACGUACGGGGAGGCUGUGCAGAGCGUAUACGACAGGCGAGAAGCCUUUUCAAAUGCUUAUCCGUUUUCAGCUCGUAUCGUCGGCCAAGGGACCGCUUUUACUUACCGGCAAGGGAUACUAUGCGUCCUGUCCGGUAGCACUAUUCGUGUUUCGGACGAACAUACCACUCCAGCUUUUUUCAAUAUUGAUCUAUCCCGUACCCUUGGGUCUCUGUCCGAGUCCUCUACCGGUUCACCCAGUGAGCUUAAAAUUUCCUUGUUAUACUACAGCGACAAUAUUCUCGCAAUCCACUAUGGAAGAAAGACAAGGCCCAAUAACGGACGAAUUCUUGCUAUCAGUACGAAGACGGAUCUCGCUGAUGAAGAGAGGCUUCUUGAAGACAUUCCACUAGAGUCAAGCUACAAGCUUUUCGUACGCCAUACAGCUACCUACCUCUACUACGGGACGUACACGGGAGUUGGAGACCACGGCCACCAUGAGUGGGAGAUUCGUGGAGUCUCGUUGGACAAAGCCCAUCCUCUGCCUAAGCAAACACGACCUUUGCAGCUAGAAGAAUUCUUUGGUACAGACAUUGGUUUUACGAUUGCCUUCGAGAUCCAUAAUGGCUACUUUUAUGCACUAUCAAACCAGACAUCUUUUGAGGUGGAAGAGAUUGACUGGACAUCAUUCUAUCACUGCAUACGCUUUCCUCUCAGCAAACCUCUUUGUAAUGAGGUUGAAAUCAACACUCGCGUUUACCGUCGACAGCACAAGGAAGGCCCAAUACACGACUCUUGGACAGAUCUUACCAUUCAGGUCGAUGAGCUUACAAACAAGCCAUUCAUUGUUGAGUCCCGCCGUGAGUGGCUGAACUCAUCAAGUAGCCAACUCAGAACAUUCUACAUAACAGAUAUUGAAUUUCCGAAAUUGACUACCAGCACACCCUCAGAGGGUGGAUCACCCACACCAGGAUCAGCGGAUCAGAAUCCUCUCCCAAUUGACGACCCUUUACGUGCGCUUCUCGACUCCUCUAACAACCCAAACUUUGCGCCGGACCAACCACGCUUGAACUGGAACGCCCAUCCCGAGUUUGAGCCGGGAUGCAACCCUGCCCGAUCGUUUGUGUUUUCGAAGACAAAAUUUCGAGCAUACAAUUUCUCCUGCAGCUCUUUCAUUGACCUCGUUGAAGACGAGAAAUGUUGUAGUGGUGUGUCUGUUGGUCCUUGCUUGCGAAUACGGAUUGGCUCACGACGCCCCGCUCCGAUAGAUUGGGAACCGUCCGAUAAAAUUACGUCUUCAAGGAAUCAAUCGAUCGGCCCGCCUCCCCUUGGUGAUACCUGGUACCGUCACUCUUCAAUAAGGAUGUGGCCACCGCCUGCGAAUACAUGCCCCUGCUCGAAAAGACUGCAUGAGAUCCUCAAUCCUCGAAUGGUCUCAGAAUCUGUCUAUAAUAGGACUAUUACUGGUGAAAUGGAUGAGCGCAGCUUUGUAUACAUGGUUCGGCCGGGGAGGUCAUACUCGACGGACGACGAGAACGCCUUGGGCACCAUCAUUGCGAUCAGCUUCAACCGCGAAAGGCGCGACACGUCGACCCAAGAGCCGGAACUAAACAGUCAGGGCCAUUCCAAGGACGUAUUCAAUCCCUCUUAUUGGCACUGGCAACCUGGGCAUCUUUGCCGAGUGCAGCAAUGUUGCUGA
This is a messenger RNA of Lindgomyces ingoldianus, 1878 nucleotides long. RefSeq lists its product as uncharacterized. The transcript has 2 exons. Gene Ontology annotation, molecular function: protein binding. NCBI's taxonomy places the organism in Eukaryota, Fungi, Ascomycota, Dothideomycetes, Pleosporales, Lindgomycetaceae. Bases 1 to 1878 code for a protein of 625 amino acids. The record is from RefSeq and is a predicted model, not a curated record.